AUGCGGGGAUCAACACCAGCGCCGCCAAGGUCGUCCACAUACACCAACAAGCCCGAAAACAACCGUCAUGCAGACGCUUAUAAGACAGAGAAGUCCGACGCACUCUGCGGGUACUACGCUCAGCCUGCCAACGCAUCCAAUACCGACCAAUCCCCACGAGACCUUCAAGCCUUUAUAGAACCCACGGUGGACCCCUCAGACCAAGAACCAGCAUUCACCUGGCAGGACAUUGAGCCCCUGGCGGAUCUCAACCCAUCACCAAUCCCAGAGUCCUUCAACUGCGAAUUACCACCUACUGAAAAGGAGAUCCUGCCCUGCAUGGACACACGACGGCAGACAUCGGCGGUCGGGGACCCGCUACCACCACCCAGCCGCGGGCGAAGCGCAGCCACGAUACCUCACCUCUCUACUUCUCACGGAGAACAAGAUCAACAAUCCGCUUUGGAGCGCGCAGUUCAAGCGAGAAUGCUCGGGAUAUCCAGUACACUACCCUCAUACAACGAAGUGAGUGGUGCCGUGAUCGUCGACCACGAAGGCCUCCCGCACUUCCUGUCGCCGCGGGAGGAGGAGGAAAGACAGGCUUCGUUGAGGCGCGCGGUCGAGGAGAGGAUGCUGGGGCUUCCGCGGCGUACGGACUUUACCUGGGCGCAAUCGCCGCAUGGCCCUUCGUUACCCUCAUAUUCGCCUGGGAGAUACACAUGA
Molecule: messenger RNA, 702 nt
Organism: Aspergillus thermomutatus
Lineage: Eukaryota; Fungi; Ascomycota; Eurotiomycetes; Eurotiales; Aspergillaceae
Exons: 1
Coding region: 1-702 (233 amino acids)
Source: RefSeq, a predicted model, not a curated record